This is a messenger RNA of Triticum turgidum subsp. durum (durum wheat), 273 nucleotides long. The record is from the annotation of a GenBank genome assembly. NCBI's taxonomy places the organism in Eukaryota, Viridiplantae, Streptophyta, Magnoliopsida, Poales, Poaceae.
AUGGAGGAGAACAAGGGAGCGGCGGCAGCGGCGGUGCCGGACAAGGAGGCGGCGCAGGCGCCAGCGUCGUCGUACUUCAAGAAGACGGUGGACGAGGGCGCGAGGUUGGUGGAGCUGGCCAAAGACCAGUACCGGCAGUUCACUGAGGUGCAGGCGAGAGAACAAUGGGCGUGCAUCAAGAACAAGGUCAGCUCCAUGCUCGGCGAGCCCAUCUUCGGCGGAUCCAAGGGCGACUCCAGCAGCAGCACGCCGCCGUCCGUCGAGUCGCAGUAG